Messenger RNA from Ilex paraguariensis (yerba mate), 351 nucleotides. NCBI's taxonomy places the organism in Eukaryota, Viridiplantae, Streptophyta, Magnoliopsida, Aquifoliales, Aquifoliaceae. The record is from the annotation of a GenBank genome assembly.
AUGAUCACCAAGAUUCUCAGCAACCCAACUGCCACCGGGAGCAUAUAUCUCGUUUCGAUAUGCUUCCAUCUCAGUCUCAAUGUUGAGGCUAAAAUGUCAAGCACUGUUAAGCGUGGUACUAAUGAAGAUGUUGGUGGGCUGGUUGAAAUCAAGAGGCAUAUCCCUAGGGUGUCAAACGUCCUUGCCUACCGCCACGAUGGACGUAGUGAUAUGCUUGGAAUCCAUUCUGAAAAACCUCGUGAUAUGGAAAGAUCACAGCGAAAAGACAUAGCUGAGGAUGUCUUUUUCUCCACUGUUGCUUCUGUACACGAUGUCGGGCGGAGAGGUGCUGCAAUAUGGCAAUUAAAGUAG